Hyalella azteca is the source of this 3051-nucleotide messenger RNA. RefSeq lists its product as uncharacterized. Lineage: Eukaryota; Metazoa; Arthropoda; Malacostraca; Amphipoda; Hyalellidae. The record is from RefSeq and is a predicted model, not a curated record. The transcript has 3 exons. Bases 92 to 1852 code for a protein of 586 amino acids.
AGAUAUUAAUGUAUAAUUAGCCUGCUCUCUCUAGCACUUUUGCUGUAUCAUUAUUUCAUUGCUGGAUAUAACUAAAUAUACCUUCACAAAAAUGGCUGAAUCUGGUUCAAUUUCAACUGCUGGUGUUGCUGGAUCAAGUUCAAGUCCACUUGAAAGUUCUUUGGCUGAGGUGAAUGAGCAACUUGUUGACACGCUGCAGGGAUUGAAGGAACUGAAUGCUGGACUUCUGAAGAUGAAGGAACAGCUCAGGAACAUGCGAGUGGUAGCUGCAGAGGAGUUGUUGGAGCUUUCCAUGCUUUACAAUCCUGCCCUGAGGGAAGUUCUUGCAGAGACUUAUCAAGCCUCGUCUCAUGCCCAUAAUUCUGUGGCUGAGAUUUUUAGCAGUGCAAACAAAAAGCUGGAUGACCUUCAAAUCAUGAACGAGAGCACGUUCGAGUCCUUCAAGCAGUGUACUGACAACAUUAAUACUGUCGUUGAUAGCUCGAAUGAAGUCCGACAGCCGAAUAUGGCCGUCCAGCCAAGUCCUGAUGAUGCGCCCCCCAUGAUCCCAUGCGCUGUCGAGCCGAGUGUUGUGGUACAACCCACUGAACUUCACCCUGCGAACGAUGAUCCCUGCGCAGUGCAGGAAAUGGAAGUGGACGUUGAUCCAGUGCAGGGUAAUGAAUGUGACGUGAUUCGUAGUGUUGAGCCAGAAACUCUUCAGCCAAUAGCCGAUGUAAACCAAAUCAAUCAGCCUUUGAAGGAUGUGGUCACUCAAGUGCUGCCUGAAAAUAAUAAUGGCCAAUCGAUUGCAAGCACCAUCAGGCAUGAAGUCAUCAGCAGGUCUGAAGCUUGUGUAGAUCCAAAAACGCUCGUUUUAGAAUCUGAAAAUUUAAUUUGUAGAUCUGAUCCAGAAGCAAUAAUGGUUGAUUCGCUCAACAUGAACAACGAAGGUUUGCAAGGAGAGCUUUUGAGCCCACCUUCACUUGUUCUUGACGAACAAAGUCAUUACGUCUCUAGUCAAGCUCUUGCCAACAAUCCCUGUCCAGAUUCUUCUGAAUCUCAUGCACAGCACGCUUUGCUUCCUGCAAAAAGCGUCGAUCUUCUACAUGAUCCUUCGGCUGCCUGGGAUUUAGGACAUGGCGCUCAUUUACUUGCUCCCUAUAGCAUUGAGGAAGGAGCUACUCCGUUCGAUAAAGGAGAAGAGAAAUCUGCUGAAACCGAAGAAUUUAUUACUUCCAUUCCUAUUGACAACAAUACCGCUGAAGUUCAGGCGUCGAUACCGAGUGAAGACGGAGAGAAGAUGGACGUAGAACUCCUCAGCAAUACAACUACGGAAGUUCACUCCACUGAAUUGACUGAGAGGCAGUCUUGCCCUUUGCUCUUGGGGACCUUGGAUGAGCCAGGGUUUCUUGAAACUGUUGCUGACGAAAACUAUACCAGUGGUGUGAAUGAAAACCGCGAACUUCAUGCAGUUGUACAAAAUAAUUUAUUGGGAGAAAUGAAGGGUGACCUUUCCUCUGAGAAACAUUCAGUAAUUUGCGAUGUGACGUGUGAAACCCAAAUUUCAACCUCGCCUAGAGAUGAAAAUGUCGCUGUGGCAUCUGAUACUGAUCGUGAGCUCCGCGAAACUGUUGUUCACGAGACCAGCGACUACACUUCGAUGACGGAAAUUGAUGCUGUCUCUUCGCAAAAUAUGGCAAGGCUUAACACUGACCGAUUCUCGGCUAGCGACGCGAAUCCUGAAGAGGAGGCUGAAGAUGCUGGCAGUCCUGCUUCACGUCUGCACGCAAUACACUUAAAGGAUGAUAACGUGGAUGUUCUAACUCGAGAACAUGAGGCAAUCAACGCACCAGUCUUGAAUAAUGAGUGACGUUUUUAUUGGAGGCUGUUCAAUCCCGGCAAGUGUGUUUGACCGUUUCGUGAUUACGUUAACCGUUGGAGUUCUGUAGAUUGAAGUUGAUUGGAAUGACAACGUUCUUGGCUUACUAAUAGUCAAGUUGUCAGUCCAAUAUGAUUUUCGUUCUCUCUCAACAAUAAUCAUAGGAUUGUUCAACCAUCCUUUGUUCUUUCUCGACGAUUGUUCAUUAAACUCUCGAUCUUAUUCAUCUACGAUAGUCUUCUUGAAAUUGGCAUAAAUUUUUCUAUAUCAAAAUGGUGGGACUAGAUUGGUUUCAACUCGAAACUAUUUUUUUAUUAGGAAAGUUAACGAACAUCGUUCAACGUCGAGAUCUUAUUUUAUACCGUUCUCUAAACGCCCACUUAUCUUUACGUUUCCUCUUGUACAACGGAUACAGAUUUAAUGUAUUUACAGUUAUUUUAUAUUAAAGGACGACCUUGAACUCUAGAAAAACUUGAAAAUACGAGUUUCGUAAGCAUCAAAUUUUUUCGUAUAAUCUUUACACUCUCAGUGUAAAUUGUUUUGUAUGAUCUAGUUUACCCUAUUGCUGUAAAAUUGUUUUGUAUGAUCUUGUUCACACUAUCGUUCUGUUUAAUUCAGUCCAUCUUCGACUACUCUGUUAGUAGCAGUACUUUAAACUAAUCGAUGAAGUGCUCUACCUUUGAACUCUAUUUCCAGUAGCGUAGCAUACCAUGUUCCAUUCAGUUUUUAAAUAGUUACACUUCCAAGUUCGUUAGACGCUUUCGGGUUAAGUGAAACCGUACAUUAUUACACCGCUGAUACGAUUUAUGUAUUUGAAAUCCUGUUUUGCAUUAAGACUGCUGUUAUUCGGGAUUUAAUUUACUACAUAAAAAAGGAAGGACGUGGCCGUGUUAUUUUCUGUAUCAAGUUUUUCUGAGAUCCAAACGUUUGAGACUCGAUUAGUGUGACGUUCUUCUGAACAUAGAGCCGAGGCGAUUUCAUUGUUGAAUCUUCUGUAUCUUUUUCCUGACUUCAUAUCGUGCUGAUGCAAUUAGCUCACUCAGCUAAUUGCUAAUAUGUAAUUGCUCAGCUAAUAUGCAUUUGAUUUCUAGGAGAAACAAGUAGCUUACAUCAAGUUAAGCGAAUGCUAUGCAACUUGAACGCCUUAGUUUGUGUAUUGACAGGAUGUAUUUGAAAUAAAGUUCGGAAGU